Lepidothrix coronata (blue-crowned manakin) is the source of this 3388-nucleotide messenger RNA. RefSeq names its product neurofibromin 2 (gene NF2). Gene Ontology annotation, cellular component: apical part of cell; cytoskeleton; plasma membrane. NCBI's taxonomy places the organism in Eukaryota, Metazoa, Chordata, Aves, Passeriformes, Pipridae. The coding region runs from base 1 to 1788 and encodes 595 amino acids. Gene Ontology annotation, molecular function: actin binding; cell adhesion molecule binding. The transcript is spliced from 16 exons. Gene Ontology annotation, biological process: regulation of organelle assembly; positive regulation of protein localization to early endosome; regulation of cell shape. The record is from RefSeq and is a predicted model, not a curated record.
AUGGCCGGGGCCAUCGCCUCCCGCAUGAGCUUCAGCUCCCUCAAGCGCAAACAGCCCAAGACCUUCACCGUGCGCAUCGCCACCAUGGACGCGGAGAUGGAGUUCAGCUGCGAGGUGAAGUGGAAAGGGAAGGACCUGUUUGACCUGGUGUGCAGGACGCUGGGGCUGCGGGAAACCUGGUUCUUCGGGCUCCAGUACACCAUCAAGGACACGGUGGCCUGGCUCAAGAUGGACAAGAAGGUUCUGGAUCACGAUGUUCCAACAGAGGAGCCCAAAACCUUUCACUUCCUGGCCAAAUUUUAUCCUGAGAAUGCAGAGGAGGAACUGGUCCAGGAAAUCACCCAGCACUUGUUCUUCCUGCAGGUGAAGAAGCAGAUUUUGGAUGAGAAGAUCUACUGUCCUCCUGAAGCUUCUGUCCUGCUGGCCUCCUACGCCGUCCAAGCCAAGUAUGGUGAUUAUGAUCCCAAUGUCCACAAGAGAGGCUUCCUGGCACAAGAGGAGUUGCUUCCAAAGCGGGUGAUAAACCUGUACCAGAUGACUCCAGAGAUGUGGGAGGAAAGGAUCACGGCCUGGUAUGCGGAGCACCGGGGCAGAGCGAGAGACGAGGCUGAGAUGGAGUAUCUGAAGAUCGCCCAGGAUCUGGAGAUGUACGGCGUGAACUACUUCGCCAUCAGGAAUAAAAAGGGCACGGAACUGCUCCUUGGAGUCGAUGCCUUGGGGCUUCACAUUUAUGACCCAGACAACAGGUUGACCCCUAAAAUCUCCUUCCCUUGGAACGAGAUCCGGAACAUCUCGUACAGCGACAAAGAGUUUACGAUUAAGCCGUUGGACAAAAAGAUUGAUGUUUUUAAAUUCAAUUCAUCAAAGCUGCGUGUGAAUAAGCUGAUCCUGCAGCUGUGCAUUGGGAACCACGACCUCUUCAUGAGGAGGAGGAAGGCAGACUCCUUGGAGGUCCAGCAGAUGAAAGCACAGGCCAGGGAGGAGAAGGCCAGGAAGCAGAUGGAACGGCAGCGCCUGGCGCGGGAGAAGCAAAUGAGAGAAGAGGCUGAGAGGACCAGGGAUGAGCUGGAGAGGAGGCUGAUGCAGUUAAAGGAGGAGGCAACAAUGGCCAACGAGGCUCUGAUGAGGUCCGAGGAGACAGCAGACCUGCUGGCAGAGAAGGCCCAGAUCACGGAGGAGGAGGCCAAGCUGCUGGCGCAGAAGGCGGCGGAGGCCGAGCAGGAGAUGCAGCGGAUCAAGGCCACGGCCAUCCGGACCGAGGAGGAGAAGCGGCUGAUGGAGCAGAAGGUGCUGGAGGCUGAGAUGUUGGCUCUGAAAAUGGCCGAGGAGUCGGAGAGGAGGGCAAAGGAGGCAGAUCAGCUCAAGCAGGACCUUCAGGAGGCUCGUGAGUCGGAGCGGAGAGCGAAGCAGAAGCUCCUGGAGAUCACCAGCAAGUCGUCCUACACACAGUCCAUGAACUCCAGUACGACGGCGCUGCCCACAGACCUGCCAAGCUUCAACCUCAUCAGUGAGAGCCUGUCCUUCGACUUCAAGGACACGGACAUGAAGAGGCUGUCCAUGGAAAUCGAGAAGGAGAAGGUGGAGUACAUGGAGAAAAGCAAACACCUCCAGGAGCAGCUGAACGAGCUGAAGACAGAAAUCGAGGCACUGAAGCUCAAGGAGAGGGAGACAGCCCUGGAUAUAUUGCACAACGAGAACGCCAGCAGAGGCAACAGCAAGCACAACACUAUUAAAAAGCUCACCCUGCAGAGCACCAAGUCCCGCGUGGCCUUCUUCGAGGAGCUCUAGGAGGUGUCCGGCCGCUCCGCACCGCUACUGCUUCCCGACGGCUCCCGGAGCCUGGCCCGGGGCCGGGGGGUCCCCGGGGGGCUGCGCACCACCCCGGGCCCCCUGGGUGCUCCAGCCCCGCACCCCGCCGGCCCCGGGGCUGCCCACGGACUGGGUGAUGUUCUCUAGCUUAGUGUCCCUUCAGCCUCCCCCCUCACACUCUGUUUUCCUGGGGUUUUCCAGCUUUUCUUUUACUUUUUUCUAGCACAGCUCCUCGGCUCGGCCCUCUGGGCUUUUCCCAGGUGCCAGGGUAGGGGCUGUGGUUGUGGCCCCCCAGCCUGGCAGCCAGCAGAGGAGUGUGCCCAAGGCUCUCCCUGGCAGGGAUGACAUCCCUCCGGAUUGCCUUCUCCUGCUGGCCCUGGAGCUCCAUGUUUCAGCCUGGAGCCCUGUGUGCCUGCUCUGAAGCCCCUUGUGCCAGCCCAGAGCUCCCUGUGCCAGCCCUGGAGCCUCAUGUGCCAGCCUGGAGCCCCGUGACCUCUGGGGUCCCACGUGCUGAUCCUGGAGCCUCACUCAUGUGGUGGCCUGGAGUUGUGUGUGCCAGCCUGGAGUUGUGUGUGCCAGCCUGGAGUUGUGUGUGCUCGCCCUGGAGCCUCCGGUGCCAGCUUUGGGGUCCCAUGAACUGGCCCCGGAGUUCCAUGUGCCGGUCCCAAGAGCCCUGAUCCAGCCCUGGAGCCCCGUGUGCCUGUUCCAAGCCCCGUGUGCCAGCCUGGAGCCCCGUGUGCCCUCCCGUGCCGGGAGCUCCAUUAGGACGCCGAGCAUGUUCCAGCGGAGAGCUGUAAAUCAGGGCCGGCUCUCCCAGCGCCGCCGGGGUGGGAGGCAGGAGCGGGAUGGCAGGGACCCGGGCCUGUGGGAAUCCAGGCGGCUGCUUCCCGGGGGAGAGGAGGUGGGAGGAAGGUCUCCUCCUCUUCUCCUCCUCCUUUUCCUCCUCCCCCUCCCUGCCAGGAAUGCGGAGCGGGAGAACAGCUAGUGCCAACCAAAUGAAACCUUAUUUUUCCUGCAAACUGUGACAAACUCGGACAGCUUCAGGCUGGGGGGCCGCGGGCUGGGCUUUCCCUGGGUGCCUGGAUCCAGCCCCUCCGAUCCCCGCCCCGGGAAUGCCGCUAUCCCGGGCUGAGCCCGGGGCUGCCCGCUCCUGCCUGUCCCACCGCGGGUGCCUUCGCUCUGACCCCCCCGCGGGGGCAACAGGGAUGCCCUGACCUUCCCUUCCUGCUUCCGUCCCAAAUCCCGCCCGGCUGGAAUCCUCCUUCCAGCCGCGACUUCCCCUUCAGCAGAGCCGGUGCUGCCCCGGGGAUCCCCCAGAUCCCCUCGGGACCCCCAACUCCUCCCUCCCGCAGCCUCACCUGACCCACAGCCCCCCCGGAGGCUCAGCCCGGGGCUUGGCGUGGCGUAAAUCCCAUCCCAACCCCUUUUUAUUUAAAACCUGGGAUCGAUUCCUUGCCCGUGGCUGCAGUUCGGAUGGCUGUGGCCCGGCACAGCCGCGUUCCCACUCCCUGGACUGUUGUACUCCCAAGGAAUAGCUGUUUUCUCCUGUUUUAAUAAAAAUUCACAGCACUACGGGGGG